This is a messenger RNA of Onthophagus taurus, 639 nucleotides long. The record is from RefSeq and is a predicted model, not a curated record. Lineage: Eukaryota; Metazoa; Arthropoda; Insecta; Coleoptera; Scarabaeidae.
ACACAUCCAAACACCAUCCACUAAGAAACAACCCAAACAUAUAGAUCAUAUCAUCGAUAAAAUGUUUAAGAUUGUUUCUGUGAGUGUCGUGAUUUUCCUUGCGACGGUUAACGCCGGUGUUUUAGGCGGAAAUUUCGAACACAAUACAUAUGAUAUCGCCCAGGCUAUAAAUAAUUUAGGUGGUGGGCAUGGAUAUUCUUCGGAAGGUGGUCAAAGCAGUUACGGAAGUGGAUCUGAUUAUGGAUCUUCAAGUGGUUCCAACGAACAAAGUCACGAAGAAGAUUAUUACACCCCUCCGAAAUACGAAUUUAAAUACGGAGUGUCCGAUCCACACACCGGAGACGAAAAAUCUCACCAAGAAGUUCGCGAAGGCGGAGUCGUAAAAGGAUCUUAUUCUUUGGUAGAACCAGACGGUUCAGUUCGUACGGUUGAGUACACAGCCGAUGAUCAUAAUGGAUUUAACGCGGUGGUUACGAAAAGUGGCCAAUCUUCACAUCCAGAAGGAAAUUAUGACGUUGGUGGUGGAUAUGACGAAUAUUAUAAACAUUAACGACGAUUUUAUUUACGGGUUAAUUAUUAUAUAUGUUUGUGAUAUAAACUUGCGAAAUUCAAAUAUAAAAUAAAAAAAUAAAUUAUGUA